Messenger RNA from Nicotiana tabacum (common tobacco), 806 nucleotides. RefSeq names its product organic cation/carnitine transporter 3-like. NCBI's taxonomy places the organism in Eukaryota, Viridiplantae, Streptophyta, Magnoliopsida, Solanales, Solanaceae. The record is from RefSeq and is a predicted model, not a curated record.
AAAAGUAAGGCAAAAACUUGACAUACCAUUUUGCCAUUUCAUAUACAAGUCUCCAAAUAAUCUCCAAAAAAGAAAAAUGGUUGAACCAUCACUAAGCUGGCCAAUAAUAGAAAGGUGCAUUAUGCAGGGAGAUGAAUUUGGAAAUUGGGCUCAGUUCUUGCAAGCCAUCCUUGUCUCUUUAGCAUGGUUUUUCGAUGUUCAACAAACAUUCAUAAGUGCUUUCACUGAUGCACAGCCAUCUUGGCAUUGCACAUCUCCUCCUCCUCCUUCUUCUUCUUCUUCAUCAGACUGCAACUCUUUCAACAAGAAUGUUUGUAAUCUUCCAAAGGAUUCAUGGGCAUGGGAUUUAGCAGCUCAUACUUCAGUUAUUUCAGAGUGGUCUUUACAGUGUGAUGGUUCAAUUAUUACUGGUCUUCCUGCUUCUUCCUUCUUCAUGGGACGUCUUACUGAACUCGGCUGUGGCAAUGGUGAGACAAGUGAUGGUUCUCGGAAGGAGCCUUCAGUCCCAUGCUCAUCGCAGUUGGUCGGAGCAACAAGUGGUUUUCUUUUGGUGUAGGCAUAGCAAUAUGUGGUUGUUUCGUUUUGUGUCUAACGGAAACAAAUGGCAGAACAGAACACCUAGUGAUAUAAUGGAUGAAGAGGAGAACAAGUAAGGAACAAUUGUCUGUUAAUCAAGUCAAGGAAUAUCAUUUAAUCUACUGAUCACUAAUGUAUGUCCUAUGCCAACAAAAAUACAAUUUGUACUUUUCUUAUCUGAGUAGAUUUGAUCAUGACAUUCGCCAAUUCAAAUUUACUCAUUUAUUUAU